Molecule: messenger RNA, 868 nt
Organism: Athalia rosae (coleseed sawfly)
Lineage: Eukaryota; Metazoa; Arthropoda; Insecta; Hymenoptera; Athaliidae
Gene: mRpL48
Product: 30S ribosomal protein S10
Exons: 4
Coding region: 133-672 (179 amino acids)
Cellular component (GO): mitochondrial ribosome
Source: RefSeq, a predicted model, not a curated record
UGUAGGAAACAUUUAUGCCCAUCACUGAACGGCCAAUGGCUGAUGCCUCGGUUUCCUUGAGCCAAGUCUGUGAUUAAGAUUUAAUGUGGUUACUGUAAACACUACGUAAAUACCCGUAGCUGUUGCUAAAAAAUGGCACUCAGGAUUGUAAAAAAGGUGAUUGAAUCCAAUCUUCGCUCCCAAAUUCUUAGAUCUUCGACACCCCGGAGUUACAGCUUAUAUGAACCAGACUAUUUAGAGACAGGAAAAUCAAAAAUACCACUGCAUGACGUUCUCAACAUUCGACUAAAAGGAUAUGAUUAUCCUGUAUUGGAGAGUUAUCAAGGACUUGUUCAUGACUUAGCAGAUCACCUAGGCAUUGAAGUAGAAACAGGCUGGGCCACACCAAUGACAGAAUUCCAGAUCCGAAGAUUCAAGCCAAAAAGUACUGUGGUUGCGGCUGAGUACAAACUGAAAACUUACUACAGAACCGUACAAAUAGCUAAUCCAACAUCAAUUCAAUAUCCCCUCCUUCUAAGACUGAUAGAAGCAAGCCUUCCAGAAGGAGUUACAGUGGAGGUGGUCACACAUGAUCCUAAAAUUGAAGAAGAUAGAUAUGUACCUGAUAAAGAACUUGUUGACCUCAGAUCAAAGUUAGAUGAGUAUGGAAAGCCCAAGACUACUAAGAAAUAGUGAUUUCACUUAUAACGUUUUAGUCUGUUAUAUUGUUCGAUUGCUGCUUGAUCGUUAGUUCAUAUGUAAAUUUUAUCGACUUCUUGUAGUCAUUCAAGCUGAGAUAUACUGAAAAUAAGUUUAUUUACGAACAAUAAAAAAAUCUUAAAUAUAUAAACAGGUAUGAAUAGAAUAAAAUAAUACAGAUUCACUGGCA